AUGUAUACCCUCUUCCCCGCUUCCUUCUCUGUAGUUCGUAUGUCGAAUCUUGGUUCUCCUUCAAACCAACGCAUAACUUCUCCUUCCACCACCACUAUCGGUUCUCAUGCAAUCGAUCGUCGGACUUCACUCCAGCGCCUCCCAAGGAUGAAGACUUUAUUCCAGACUUUAGCCUCGUCAAAACAUCAUGUAGAUAUAUCUGUUUUACAGAGUUGCUCGAUGGACUUGCCGAUGUCUCUGAAAGAAUAUACGGUCUCAAGAUUAGGGUAUGGCUGCAUCGGGCUUACAGAUACAAAAAGCAACAAACCUGGAGAAUUUCAUUUGUUGAUAUUCUAUUCCAGAUACAAAAAGGAACCACCACCAUGGUUCGAAGAACUGUUGGAAAAACUGACCGUUUGUUUUAGCGGCGAAGAGCUUCAGUUUGUAGAAACGAUCUAUCACAAAGUCAUAAAGCUUCAAGUAGAUUUUUACUCAACUCAACCGAUCAUUCAAAACACCAUAGAUCUAGGGUAG
Messenger RNA from Lactuca saligna, 513 nucleotides. The record is from the annotation of a GenBank genome assembly. Lineage: Eukaryota; Viridiplantae; Streptophyta; Magnoliopsida; Asterales; Asteraceae.